Molecule: messenger RNA, 1626 nt
Organism: Fulvia fulva
Lineage: Eukaryota; Fungi; Ascomycota; Dothideomycetes; Mycosphaerellales; Mycosphaerellaceae
Exons: 3
Coding region: 1-1626 (541 amino acids)
Source: RefSeq, a predicted model, not a curated record
AUGUCAGUAUAUCUCAACGCGCUCGACCCAUCCUCGGCCCCGCGAGUCACCGCUUUCGCUUCGACGGGCGCUACCAAGUUCUUUCUCCCGCUGUUAGUUUGGCAUCGUUCCCUCUGGACCGACAUACCUGCAAUGUGGAGCAAAGCUAAAGCCGAUGCCGUAGCAGCCUGCACAGCCAACGAAGCGACUAGCGCGUCGAUCAAAACGCUCGUCACCACUGUCGACGGGUUUAGUUCCUCUGUCAAAGAUCUCACCAAGGCCAUUGAGGGCUUGACAGCACAGACCGCGCUAGCUGUUGGCGAGAUGAAAUCCACCAACGCGUUCAUCUCCAACACUGUUGAUGCCGUCCAUACCAUCCAGCAGGACAACAAGGAAAUCGCCCAGCUCACUCUGCUUAGCAGCAACACCGUCUCUCUUCUCCGCCGGCAGGUCCAUGCCAUUAUGGAGGAACACCUCCGUGUUCACGUCACACUCCAUAGUCAAUACCAGGUUUUCGAUGCGUCGGGUGGCCUACCGUUCAGCUUUGUGUUCGGGCUAUGUCAACAUUCCUCAGCGGACUCAGAUCCAAUGCCCUUGACACUUAACACAAGGAAUUCCGUAUUCGAUGUGCCGUGGGCUCUCGCAAAUGGUCUGCUCGAGCUGUGCGAACGUAACGAUCAAGGAGGUGAAGACAUUCUCGACCUCAGCGACUUGGACACCAGCGACGCCGGAGAAGGAGAAACUGUCACACUGCCAUCCCCAUUGAGCCGUACAGACAACUGGCGCAACUCCUUCACGACAUUCCUGCACAAGAUCAAGCCCGGCAGCGAUCUUGCUUCACGACUUCAGAACGGCAGACCGUACACCAUGCGACUGAGGAGUCAAGACUGGGCGUCCAAUUUGCCAUCGCAAGACUUGUCACCCGCCAAACUCAUCAACCAGAAAUUGUCUGCCGGCAAAGCCACCUUCACCUCCGCACCAGCACUGACAUGGCCACCAAUAAUCGAGACACGUCUACGCCGCCAGCUGAGCGACGAUAACGACCACGUGUUAUUAGAGAUCUCGGCACUGAACACCAGCGAAGAGCCCGUCACAGUGCAAACCCACGGCCCCCAGCGCUUUCUCACUCCUAGCGACCCCUUCUUCCGCCCAGGACAAGAUGACAUCUCGGACCACCGAGCUCGACUCAUCGAUGUAGCAUCCGAGCGAGCCGCACCUUCAGCUGUACAGGUCAUCGAUCUAGCUAGUGGCAGCGUGGUCCGCGACAUCCCGCGGCCUACUUCAGCCUCAUUGACGCAGGGACAUGACAAGAGGCCUAAGCAGGAGAGUUUGGUGACACUGAUGCCUGGUGAGCCUGUGGUUAAAAACAUCAACGUGGCCAAUUUGCUCAACGGUCUGUCCGAUGGGAAAUAUGGCAUACGUCUGGUGCCGCGCGGUACGUGGUGGUGCACAGGAACCAUGGAGGACGCCAUUGAGGAGGAAGGGGACAGAGUCGUGGAAGAGAAGUUCCGCGCUGACAUUCCACCACUGAUGCUGCAAUCGGAGGACAUUGUUGAGGUGACAGUACGAGACGGUAAAGGCGCUGGUCAAGCUUCACUCGAUAUUGUCGCUCCAGGCGCUGCAAACGAUGACGAUGGCGUUGAUUGA